CCCAAGCACGGCCACAGCAACCCACACUGCACGAUUCGCAGCCUCAUCAAUUCCACGCCAUUCCCGACGACAUCAACCGUUGCAACCACGUGAACACAUCACCACAACCCCGACCCGACCAACAGGAGCGACGGCGACGACAGAAACAUCGGCGAUCGCCUCACACCGAAAAUUAUUUGGCCUCUGGCAAGAAAGAAGACAACAAUAGGCGACUGGCAGAAGAACCACCGCACUUCCCCGGCCAACCGAACCUAAUCGACGUCUGCGAUACCUUCAAUAAUAAUGGCCGCUCUGCCUUUUCACCCGAGAUGACGUCCCGGCCCUCUCUGGCCGUCCAGCAGCAGCGGCAGCCCACGAGAUCGCUGAGCGGUGGCCCUCCGAUGAGGCAGUCGGGUCCUCCUCCUCCCCAGCGAACCUUGAGCCAGUCCUACUUGCCGCACGACCUUGCCGGCGACGUCGCUCCUCGAAAUGGCGCCAGCAUACGUCGAGGAGGCUCGCGCCUCAAGUUGGAACUUUCCAACGACUCCUUUGGCCAUUUGGCCAGCCUUGGCGACUCGCCCACCGCCGCUAUCGACUCCUCCAAGGCCUUCACACCCUCGCGCAUCAUGUCCAUGGCCGAUAGUGCCUCCGAUAUCGAUAUGGGCGCACUGAGCCCCAAUAACCCAAAUCGCGUAUUACCAGACGGCAUGUCAAUGCUUGACACGCCCUCAGAACCCCCAAAUACUGCACUGCCGAUGCCGCGGCGUCGCAAUCGAUUCCCCGUACCCGAUCCUCGUAGAAAAUCCGCACCGGCUCCUCCUCCGCCGCUCAAGAAAGAUGCAAGACCGAGGCCCUGGGCAAUCGAAACCCCGAGCAUUGCGCCCAAAUAUCAUCAACGCACCCCAGAUCCGCAUGCUCCCGGAGUAGCAACUCGUGGGACUUCUACAUCAAGUAGAGCAGGAUCUUCCACAACUAGUGGUGCGCAAGUCGGCCAUUGCGCCGAUUUCUUUCCUUGGGUUGGUGACCAUCCGGAGGAUCAUUUCUCGCAUAAAAUCAUCACGGAGGGACAUUACGAGCGCCAACCAGGCCAGCAUGAGACAUCAUCGGCCAGAAACUAUGUUUUCCAGGCCCUCAAACAAAACCGAGGCCUGCAGGGUCUAUCGCUUGUGUACAGCGAGGUCAUGAGGCACAGGAGAGAUAUUGGCCAAGUUGUAGCACCACCCAGCUUCAAGCCACCGCCGCGAGUGACUUUGACCGAUACAAAGCGUGAGGUCUGGCUGAGGGACCUUGCGAACCCAGCAAUUACGUUACGCCGGCUCAGCCGGACUAUACCUCAUGGCAUCCGUGGGCGAGUGUUACUCGACCAGUGCCUCAACAAGAAGGUUCCUGCCGAACGCGCUGUUUGGCUCGCCAAAUGCGUCGGCGCCAACGAGAUCCGUGCAGUCAAGCGCAAGGGAGCCAAUGGUGCUCUGGUAAUGGGUGGCGAGGCCAAGUGGAUCCGCGACUGGACUAUCUGUGUCGAACAGUUUGUCGAAACCUCAGUGCUGCUUGUCGCCUCUUCCGACUGGAGCAAGUGGAGGGCUGACUAUGCGGUCCGCCUUGCGCGCCAUUUGUUUUGCGCCGAACUUCUCGACAAAGACCAUUACUUAGAAUGGCUAGUUACAGGCGUGGAGAACAGCAACUUCUCCAAACUCCCGUUUUGGCUCGUUCUGUCUCAAAUACACUGGAAAGACAUCCUUCGCCUCAGGAAACAUGGCCGAAGACUAGUCUGCGAUAUCCUCAGCCACCUUCAAACUAUACAAGCACACCCCGAGCGUGAGCUGUUCCAACCCUUGGAAGAGCAACUCACUUCAACAGUUCGAAGUCUUAUGAUGAUGGCACCGGAGAGCUUCGUGCUGCCUUCAAAAUGGCCAAAAUUACGAACAACAGUCCAGAACAUCUUGGCGCAUGAUGACUGGCCCUUACAAACAGUAUUUCGAACUAUUGAUACUCGCAAUGAACAGUUAACUGCCGGCUGUGUUCGAUCGCAACCGGCGGCUCGAAGCGUAUUGAUCAAAGUGCUUGACAAUGCACUGCAGUCAUCGAUUCCUGAGGAUCUAUCGGCCCGCUGCUUGGCCGUCAACAAGGAUAUUGGGGCUGUUGCCAGGAUCUUGCUGGAAUGGGCUACCUCUUCCCAGCGGCCCGGAUCGACCAAGAUAUACAUCGCUGCUUACCUACUGAGCAGCUGGGCGUCGCUACCUGGCUUCGGAAUCACUGAUACCAUCCUUAGAUUCCUUAGUUCUACGGCGAUUCAGGAUAGCCUGCGUAAGGAAUUCAUAUUCCACCUAGUGGCCGAACUGGUCAGAGCCGAGCUGUUCUCGAUGGAAAGGUAUAUACAAUGGCUUAUCGCUCGAGGUGGUGUCAAAAAUUCCACCGAUGUGGACCCGGACGGACCUGCGGAUACACGCCUUCUGGUCGAACUCCCAAUAAACGCAAUAAGCGACUCUUUGAAGAACAUCCGAGCCAGCAUGCUGAGGAGAGCAACCUACCCCGUCGCGGAUCAAAACCGAGAGAUCGAAAACGCCAUCGACAUUACGAAGCGGAUCAUGGGCUGGGGCCAACUUGCCUUCCCGGGGAAGCACGUGCCAAACAUGUCUUUACAGAAGUUCACGAAACGACUCACAAGGGCUGGCUUUCAGGUGAAAGUGCAGGUUGCGGUCUGGCUGCGAGGGGCCUUUAUGGACACAAUCAAGUCACACCAGGCUUCUGAUCAGAAGGAAGGAUUUUGCAGCCUCUCUGACACCAUCUUUUGCAAUGUGCGCAGGAUCUUGGAAGCCUGCGAGGACUUUCGUAUGCUCGGUGAAGUUAUCCAGGCUCUUGUGCCUAUGACUAUGUGUGCAGACAUUCUGGCAUCCUGCAGUGACACCCUCACCAUGCACACUCAGGUCUUUGCCGCACUGAGGCAGCUCAACCCACUAUCGGACUGUCUGAUGUCAAGAUUGACCCCAAUAGUUGCCGAAGAGACCGGUCCCGGAGUUAGACGGCUGCUGGCAUCGAUCACCAGCCUAGUGGCUUGCUUACCUGGCAAGGAAGACCUGGCUGUCAAACUUGGCAUGGAUCUUGUGCGCUAUGACAGAAGCUCAGCUAUCGAUGCAUGCUCGCCGGUGUCUGAUAACAACCCCGACGGCGAUUUGCAGGAAGAAGGUGCCAUCGAGCGGUUGCUUGCCAGCGGCAGUAGUAUGGACAAGCCGACGUUGGAGCGUCUCUUCGGAACUCUAGUCGACACUCUCAGGCCAAACAAUGGUGAUGAGAGCAUGGAGAAAUUCAGAAGCUCGAUCAGUCUACUUACAAAACUGCGCGUAUUCGACUCGGAAUACUUUGAUGCCCAGAUGACCAAGUGGAUCCAGACUCGAAGCAAGUCACCCGGCGCCAUCCAAGUUCUACGCCUUUAUCCGCUUAUGGUUUCUUCCGGCUGCUUGAGCUUGCCGCUCCUCGUGACCGCGCUGUACGGAGAUACGUCAGUGCAAGAUUCAGCUGCCACAACUGGAGCGAGGCCACCCUUGUUCCAUCAAGAAAUCGUCAAGCUCCUCAUUCGGCCUCUUUCCGAACGUUCAUCUACCUCUAUGUCAGCAGAUGAGCAGUAUAGAUUUCGAAUCGCGCAAUCCCUGGUCAUUAAGAAACAUCCCGUCGCGGUGUUGACUGCCAUGAGACUAGCCAUCGGCGAGUUUGCAGGUAGCCCAACUGAAGGGAGAUCCAAUAUGCCACUCGCCGACAAGAUCCUACGCACGUGUAUACGAUCAGCGCUUAUGGAACUGGCUCUUGGAGAUUCGAACGUGGUUGCCCGUGUUCUGCUAAACAACAAGCAGGCAAAUGCAGCCCAAGUAGCGGCACUACUGGAGACUGAGAUGGAUAAGAUCCUACUACCCGCGAAAACAGGCCUUGGCGACGUGGACUCGGAGACGGCUUUGCAUAUCUCAUUCGAGGAGAUCCUCCAGCUGACAAACGAACUCACACUGCCAUUUUGUCAGCUCAAGCUUCGGGCAAGUCUCGCUGCAGAGAGCUCUUCAUUAGCAGGCGGCCAAGCGGGUGACGCUGGUCAACGUUUACAAUCGCAACUCGAUCUCUUUGCAGGCGCGAUGGAUAAGGCCAUAGACGCGCGAAACAUGACGUGGACUGGGUUGCUCAGCUGCCUCAACCCGGAGAUCACGCAGCAUCUCAAAAACAGAGCACAGGCGCGCUUUCUCGACAUGCUGCCAUCAGCUAGCAAAGAGCCUUUGGGCCUGGCACCAAUGGAGCUAGAUAUGCCCGCUCCAGACAUGAAGGGAUGUGACGAAAUGGCGGAGAGUCUGGUGUCAGUCGUCGAUGCGAUCGUCAGGGGAGGUUCCAUGGGUCGCCCGCCGCAGCUUGUGUCGGCCAUGGCCGAUAAGCUCAUGGAUCUCUGGGAGAUCCUGACGAUGAGCCCGAUGUCUGCAGCCCAAGUAGAAACCCGUCAUGCUGUCCAGAAGCACUGGCUUCCGCACCUUUUGACGUUCAUAACGUUGCACACGGCGACUUUUGACACGUCCAAGGCUAGUAUCGAGGUGCGGGCCCGUGCCGUUCUGGCACUCUCGGGUAUUAUGAUCGAGCUCUCCAAUAGCCUGAUGGGCCCGGUAGACUCUUCGGCAACUUCUGAGCCGAACCCAUCGGCGCUCAUCCAGCGCGUUUUCGACUCGGCGCUGGUAUUAGUCGACAGCCUUCCCGAAGAUGUACGAGCUGGGGUGGGUCGAGUUAUUUUAGAGAGUACGUCCGACUCUAGGCUGCGAUAUCUGAUGAGCUGGAUACCGGAUCCGGGGGCCGACAGGCACUAUUUGGUCCCUGGAGUGGGGGUCACAACCACCGGAGGCGGAUCAGACCCGAGGAGAGCUGCACUCAUAAGUCAGUUGACAGCAGCUCCUCCAGAGUCGAGGGGGAAGCCUUUCGCGCCGAGGCGGUGGGAGCUACUCAACGAGCCCACACCGAACAUUGGCGAGAACGACAGCAGUCUGAGCUUGACGCUGUUCAAGGCUUUCAAGUUGCAAUAACCAUAAUUCCUUUUGUAAAUACCUCAUGCAUUUCUCUUUUCUCUGUCGGAUUUAGGCUUUUUUUAGGGUUUUUUUUUUCUUUGGGAAAGUCUCAUUGUUUGGCGCGUCGCAUUGCAUGGGAGAUCGGAUGAUUUUUCCAAAGUCACGGGCAUGAGAACGAACAGGGGCGGGGUGUUGGUUGUCCUUGGGAGAUUGGUCUUCUCAUUACUUUUUUCUUCGCCUCUCUUUUUUAUUAUCAUACCAUAUAGUCCCAUUUUAACUUCCUGUGUAUAGCGAUUCUUUUUCAUAAUUCCCUUUUGUCUCCCUCUUCCAUUCUUUAGUAUGUUCUCUUCUUCCUCUGCCGCGAUUAUUUGCUGCACAAUCUGUAACAAAGCAACACGACGGACAAGACGGGGGAUGACCGAGGGGUCUUGAUGGGGACCGCAGAGGGCGACUUUUGCUGCCCCUGGGAAGUAUGUAUAUAAGGUAUAGCUAGGGCCAUGUUAUAUGGCACCCAGUGUGUUUUUUAUUCGACCUUCAUUUUGACCUCGCAGCGCUUACAUGGUACAGUAUACUUGUUCACAGCUUUGACAGGAUUCUACGGGAAAUAAAUUCAAUGUUACUGAGGUCUUGGAUAGGGGUAACUUAUUCAUAUAUGGCGCAGCAGUGUUCAAGAUAAAACUCGGCAUUCAAUUUACCCAUUUUGAGGACUAUCAAGUUCACAGUGGAA
Messenger RNA from Pyricularia oryzae 70-15, 5727 nucleotides. RefSeq lists its product as uncharacterized. Gene Ontology annotation, molecular function: transcription coregulator activity. The transcript is spliced from 2 exons. NCBI's taxonomy places the organism in Eukaryota, Fungi, Ascomycota, Sordariomycetes, Magnaporthales, Pyriculariaceae. Bases 309 to 5018 code for a protein of 1569 amino acids. Gene Ontology annotation, cellular component: mediator complex. The record is from RefSeq and is a predicted model, not a curated record. Gene Ontology annotation, biological process: regulation of transcription by RNA polymerase II.